GCGUGUCGCUAAACGCGGCCGGAGCAUUGCCGCGAAGCUUCAUUCCUUCUUGGUCUUGACCCUGGACAACGUUCUUGCUUUCUUCAGACAAGCCACAACACGACACGCCCGUCAAAAUUUGUCAACAUGGCGAGUCCCGAUGCCUUGAGCGACCUGAAAUCGCGGAACCUUGCUGCCGCCCUUGCAGCGCUCACCGGCGACGAGCUCACAGAGCUUCGAGUGAAGCUGCUGCCCGACCGCCUUCGUGCCGUCAACACAGAAACCUCAAAGCUGCUGCAGAUGCCACAAGAAAUUCGAGAUGCCAUCUUCGACGAGAUACUCGGGUUCGAGAAGAAAGCCGGAGUGUGGAUCACGAAGAAGCCGACUGUCUCCAUAGUCCCAAAGAUCUCUCUGCCCUCGCUGUUCCGAGUAUGCCACCAGCUACGAGAAGAGUUCGCUAUGAAGUUCUGGAAGGUCAUCUCUAUCUGCCAAAUGAAGGGCGAGGAGAACAUCGAACGUCGUGUGACUAAUAUCGACCCGAAACACAAGAAGUUCCUCACGAGGGUCGAGUACGACGCAGGUCCGAGACCCCAUUUCUUUGAUCGAGUUGUGGAAAUCGAAAUCAAAAACAAGGAAUGCGCUAUACUGGCUGCGAAGCGCCUCGAAGAUCGGCUGGAUCUCAAGCCAGGUAUCGUACGGGUCGCAUUUCCGAAUCGAUUCGAUAAGGAGAUGGCUUGCUGGUUCAACCAUGCGAUGGUGAACUCGCUCGGAGAGGUUGAGGAGAGAGAUUUCGCGUGGGAGUGAUGUGGAGAAAGUCAGUGGUCGAACGUGCUUGAUAAGGAGGGAGGCGAGGAGAGAUUGAGCAGCGAGCUACAGGGCGGAAGUUAUGGUGAACGGCGGGGACUGGAGAGCUUUUGAGGUUCUACUGUCUCCUUCUAGCCGCUUCUCGGGUGAUUAGAACUUCGGAAGGAACAAUGUAGUGGGUGCAGCGAUGGAAGGUGGUAGGCGCGACGUUC
Molecule: messenger RNA, 995 nt
Organism: Cercospora beticola
Lineage: Eukaryota; Fungi; Ascomycota; Dothideomycetes; Mycosphaerellales; Mycosphaerellaceae
Source: RefSeq, a predicted model, not a curated record